AUGAGCUCUCGUGCUGGCGGCCUGUACGGUGGCGUCACUUUCUCGAGUGGCGCUUCUGUCCCGUCAGCUCCAAUCAACGACGAUGCUGUUCCAGAAGAAAUAGCCAAACCUGCUCAGCCAGAACCAACAGUUGCAGAAACAGCAGUGACCGAAGAUGAAUCCAAGGCAAUGCCUGCCGCUAGCAAGGGCUGGUCAGCCGCACUCGCGUUUGCGCCCACACGAAGGACUGCACCACAAAAGGCCAAGGCAAUUGCCCCAAGACUUCCCGUUGGCGCGGCCCUUACUGCUAUUCCCGCCUCUGCUGUUGUUUCGUCUACGGCAGUCGUUUUUGCGGCCCCAGUUCCGGCCGCAGAGCCCGCAAAAAAAGAACCCGAGCCUGGCUGGGGGAAGAAGGUCAAGCCACCGUCGAUGGUUCUCGACGAGGAUGUCAACGGCUUUAAAUCGAACCAGAAAAGAAAAGGAGGCGGUGGGAAGCGAAGCAAAAAGAACAAGCACGCGGCUCCGAUACUGACAUGGGACCCCGAUGAGCCAUACGACCCGCUCCGGCCGAAUGACUACAACGAAUACAAAGUUUGGAAACAAAAAGACCGCAUUGAGCGCAGGGAGCGGCUUCUUGAAGAGCGGAGACAAGAAGUUGGCAAACGAGCGAGGCGCGGUGGGAGCUACUCUGACAGCGACAAUACGGACAGUGAAGAUGACGAACGACCAAAAAAAACUGGUCGUUUUGAGGAGGUUGAUCGCUGGACCCCAGCCCCAAUUCCUGUCGCCUCAUCCGGAGAUGAGGCUUACCAACGACGCCUUGCCAUGCCGUCUGCGCCUGCUGAACCUUCUGUCAAAUCAGCCGAAACGGGUGAUGAAGCCUACCUUCGACGAGUCGCCUUGUCUUCUGCCAGCCGACAACCACCAGCACCAGCACCACCACCUGUCGCACGUGAACCUUCUCCUCCUGCUUUGGCCUAUAAUCCGUUUGCACCUCCAACUGCACCGCCACCUCCAGGCCCUCCUUCAGCAAUUGCAGCUGCUGUAGAUGCGCGCACUAAAGCUGCUGCCGCCAUCGCGGCUCGUCUUGGUGCCCUCGGGCCUCCAAAAGAAGAGGAAGCCCCUCCCAAAAAACCAGACCCUCACGGCUUCGCUGCCAGACUGAUGCAGAAAUGGGGGCACACAGCGGGCCAGGGCCUUGGCGCGGAUGGCUCUGGUAUCGUCAACGCUCUGACGGUCGAGCAAGUGUCGCAUGGCAAGAAUAAAGCUGGGCCGUCUGGGAAAGCGAUUGGCUCGCAGAUGGGCAAGAUCAUCAAUAACAACGAGGACUCAAAGGCUAGGGAGGAUAGGGAACGCUUUGGCGAGCCAAGCCGUGUGGUUGUAUUGACCAACAUGGUUGGCGUCGAUGAGUUGGAUGAUGAGCUUAGCGGCGAGAUAGGCGACGAAUGCUCAAAGAACGGAGUUGUCGAGCGAGUGGUUGUCCAUGUGGUCAACCCUCCGCCAGCCAACCCAGAGGAAGCCGUCCGCAUUUUUGUGGUCUUCGGGGGUCCUGUUGGUGCUUGGAAAACAGUCCGUGAAUUGGAUGGUCGAUUCUUCGGUGGGAGGACCACCCGAGCGCGCUACUUCCCCGAGACCACUUUUGCGCAACACGCUCUGAAUGUACCCAUAUAA
Molecule: messenger RNA, 1650 nt
Organism: Mycena indigotica
Lineage: Eukaryota; Fungi; Basidiomycota; Agaricomycetes; Agaricales; Mycenaceae
Product: G-patch domain-containing protein
Exons: 6
Coding region: 1-1650 (549 amino acids)
Biological process (GO): mRNA cis splicing, via spliceosome
Cellular component (GO): precatalytic spliceosome
Molecular function (GO): nucleic acid binding
Source: RefSeq, a predicted model, not a curated record